GCGUCUCGUAGUUUCCGAGAGUCCGUGAAGGCACCACAGUUCCACCCCUGCUGUGUUGACAGAGCGAGCGUUAAUUCACAGCUACAUACCGACACUGACUUAAUGUACCGCUCAUUGGAUUACACCCAAACACAACCAAGUCAACCACAACCACACGUCGCUGGCUCCGUGCGUCUCGAUAGCGCUGACAUUUGAGAGCGAAAAGAAGGAGUAUUAGCCGGCUAAGCUAAAAGCUAACGACUGUUGGCUGAACUCCGCUGUAGUUCACCGUGCUCCACUGACCCUGCGAUGUGAGCUGCUCUCAUGUGUGCUUUUGUCAAUGCAUACAUUGUCUGGCUGAGACGGCUCCGUAGCGGGUCUGAAGGACUAAAUUAUCCCCGCGGCUUGAGGCUUCCACCAUUCCGCAGCUGCUUUCAUCAAACAGGUGUAUGCUGACUUUUAUUGUAGCGUAGCGUCUGUGCCGCCUUCCGCUCAGUCGGCCCUGCCUGCAGCACAACCAUGCCUCUGGGUUUAGGAAGAAGGAAGAAGGCUCCGCUCAUGGAGAAUGAAGAGGCUGAGCCCAUCCGUGCUGGUCUCAAUGUGCCUGGCUUGGACGGACUGGACGGAGGUGUGGUCGGGCUGGGAGAAGGGGCGGCCUCGGAGGGUUUGCCUCCGCCUCCCAGCAGCAUGCGCCCCCGCCUCAUCUUCCACACCCAGCUCGCACACGGCAGCCCGACCGGGCGCAUUGAGGGGUUCAGUAACGUGAGGGAGCUCUACACGAAGAUCGGGGAGGCCUUCGGGAUUCCCCCGGCUGAGGUGAUGUUUUGCACACUGAACACGCACAAGGUGGACAUGGAUAAACUUUUGGGCGGGCAGAUCGGACUGGAGGACUUCAUAUUUGCUCACAUUAAAGGCCAGCGAAAGGAAAUCGACGUGUUCAAAGGGGAGGACGCGCUGGGUUUAACAAUCACGGACAACGGCGCUGGGUACGCGUUCAUCAAGAGAAUCAGAGAAGGAAGCGUCAUCCACCAGAUACAGGUGAUCAAUGUGGGAGACAUGAUCGAGUCCAUCAACGGACAUCGGCUCAUCGGCUGUCGCCACUAUGAGGUGGCCAAGAUGCUCAAGGAGCUGCCGAAGGGGAAGGAGUUCACCAUCAAACUGACAGAACCUCUCAAAGCUUUCGAUAUGAUCAGCCAGCGCUCCGGGGGAUCCAGGUCUUCGUCAGGGGUCCAGCUGGGCACCGGAAGGGGAACACUGCGGCUGCGCUCUAAAGGUCCAGCGACGGUGGAGGAACUGCCGUCUGCAUUUGAGGAGAAAGCCAUCGAGAAGGUGGACGACCUGCUGGAGAGCUACAUGGGCAUCCGAGACAGCGAGCUGGCGGCCACCAUGGUGGAGCUCGGGAAGGACAAAAAGAACCCAGAUGAGUUUGCUGAAGCUUUAGAUGAAACGCUGGGGGACUUCGCCUUCCCGGACGAAUUUGUUUUUGACGUCUGGGGGGCCAUCGGCGACGCCAAGGUUGGACGGGUCUAACUAUAGUAACUUCCUUUUCGGCCAGGAAGCUCCACACUACUGGUUUAUUCUGCAGCUUUUAAUUCAGCGAUAAGAGUCGGAGUAUCCUGCGUCACCUCCCAAAGAGCUAGUUUCUGAUCUUCCUUGUGUCUUCUGGAGACCACACGCACGCUGAGGAACAUUCCAGUACAUGAACCCGUCGCAUGUCCAGCACUAAAACACAGCAAGGUUUUUAUAUUUGCUCCCAUUUUCCUGUGUUAGUGGCUACACUCCUUCCAAGUGUCUCCCUGGAGUUUCAUAUCAGUGAUGGAUGCGAGGCUGAGGAGCCAUUCUGAGCUGAGUUUUGGAUCACUGGCGUGAUUUUUUUUUUUAAACAGCUGGUCGGCUCUUAACUGUUAUUGGGUUGUUUAUCCAGCCUCUAUAUUAUCCUCCGGUGUUCAUCCAACCAGACUUCAGCCUUAAAAGAAGAAAAGUGUUUUGACCAGAAGUGAGUCUUGCGACCUUGUAUGGAAUUACAAAACGGUCCAUUCGGUUUCAGAAGCAUCAGCGACCUGGUGUGUUUCCAGCGCCGCCACUUUAAAUUAUUCAUCCCUGUAGCCGCACUUCUAGGCCAGUGGUGCUGCAGGUCCUGAGUCAUGUUGUGAUGAAAAAAACAUUUGUUUUUAACACGCUAAAGUUGGCCAUUGUUGUCAGCAUUUCAACUGUUUACUUAUGACCUUUAUUUGAAGGCCACAUGCUCCUAAAAAUGAUCCCUUAUGAUAUUAGAUGAGAUGCUCAGAUAUUCACGUUAUCCCAAUACUAUUUUGAAAGCUAGCAUGGCAUCCAUCAUGUCAACAAGAACAAAAACCUCUUCAUGUUUCUGUUAAAAUCAGUAUUAUUAUUGAACAUUUGAGUUAGAAAUGUUGUGUGAUAUCCAGGUUUUACUUGCUUUUAUCUGAAGUUACUUUUUGAUAAGACUUUUGGGAUGCAAACCCAUGACCACCUGCUGCCUAUAGCCACUGUUGCUCCCCACUAAAUCAGAGGGAUUCCUCUCUGUGAUCCUGCCCCAGUCUAAAUGUACUGAGUAGAUAAUUCUAACAUGAAUUUUAUUUUGUUAAAAACCGACACCUCUCCGGAGGGACUGAAAACUGGGGGCCAAUUGAAAAAGUUGCUGGUGGUGAAGCGGCGCGACAGGAUGAGCAGACUUGGCUGAGAGAGCAAGUGAUUCCAAUUUGCACCACACUGUUCAGCCAGAUUGUUUUUUAUACCACGGAGAGCGGAACAGUCGCUGCAUAAACGCUUCCUAAAAUACUGUGUCGCCCGGUGUACACGCAUGUGCUGUUACUUUUUUUUUUUGUGGAUUUUAUGACUCUCUGCUGGUUUUAUUUUGAUACUUUCAGGGGCCAUAAAGCUCCAGGUGAAGUGUAGCAGACUGACUAAAUGUGCUCACUGCUAAUAUUCCACACUGUCGAUGAGAGCGAUGAAGCUUUAACUGUGUUUGUCUGAAACAGAUCAGUGUUACGGAGGGAAGGGUGGUUUUUGUUCUUUUUAUAGAUGGUGUUUUGUGUGAUGAUGUUACAGGCAGUGUUCGAGCGAAGAUGGAGGAACAAGCGUCUCAUUUCUUAUUUAUAUUUUGGGUUGAGCGAACCUUCCGCUGCAUGACACUUGUAUUCUGUCAGUGGAAUGACCUCACUUCCAUCAUUGUCAUUCAGCGCACAUUAUACAUUCACGACUAACCUUCCCUCGGAAAGAUAUAUGAAGCUAUUUUCUAGUGUUUUUUCGUCAUCCUUCGGUGUGAGUCGUCACCUCAGACUCUGUAACAAACACUUGGAAUUUGUAUUCAACUGUUGUUUAAGUCCAGGUAUAUUGCGAUGAUAUUAUCUUUGUGUUGUUAUUCAGGUUUGGGGACACUUGUUUGGAGGUCUAAUGUUAGCGGGUGCAGAAGUGCGCGAGGGUAGCGAAGAAGUGGAGGAGAGUGUUGUGAUGUUUUCAGGUUGGUGAGAGCGACUCCAUCAUUGUGAUAAGGUGGAUACGUUGGUAGGUGAGAGCAGUGUCUUUAAGUCGUUUAGUUUUUC
Messenger RNA from Synchiropus splendidus (mandarinfish), 3542 nucleotides. RefSeq names its product GIPC PDZ domain containing family, member 1 (gene gipc1). Bases 499 to 1509 code for a protein of 336 amino acids. Lineage: Eukaryota; Metazoa; Chordata; Actinopteri; Syngnathiformes; Callionymidae. Gene Ontology annotation, molecular function: protein binding. The transcript is spliced from 7 exons. The record is from RefSeq and is a predicted model, not a curated record.